Messenger RNA from Athalia rosae (coleseed sawfly), 6736 nucleotides. RefSeq names its product neither inactivation nor afterpotential protein C (gene ninaC). NCBI's taxonomy places the organism in Eukaryota, Metazoa, Arthropoda, Insecta, Hymenoptera, Athaliidae. The coding region runs from base 98 to 5122 and encodes 1674 amino acids. Gene Ontology annotation, cellular component: myosin complex. The transcript is spliced from 24 exons. Gene Ontology annotation, biological process: protein phosphorylation. Gene Ontology annotation, molecular function: cytoskeletal motor activity; protein kinase activity; ATP binding. The record is from RefSeq and is a predicted model, not a curated record.
UUUUAUACAUAUAUCGCGGGGGAAAUCACAAAUAAUUAACACUUCGCUUUGAGAGGGUAAAUCCUGAGUGACUUUCCCGCUUUGAGGGACAACCCCGAUGCCGACGAUGCCGUUAUGUAGAUACACCUAUACAAUCUACACACGCGUAUUAUACAUCAAUAAAACCGAUAAUCUUAUCAUGAGCGGUUACGGGCAAGCCGGGGGAUGGCGAGGAGGUCGAGACGAAGGUUACAGAGAUGCCGGAGGGGGCGGAGGAGGAACUCUUCAAAGACUGGACAGCAUUCAAGAUCCGGGAAAGAGAUACGCCCUCAAGGAUCGAAUCGGAUCUGGAGUCUGUGGUGAUGUGUUCGAAGCAACCGAUCUGCAGGCUGGGAACAAAAAGGUGGCGAUAAAGAUCCAACAAUUGACGCAAGAAACGCAGGCACUCGUGGUGGAGGAAUACAGAGUCCUCCGAGACUUUGCGGGUCACCCAAAUCUACCGGAAUUUUAUGGAAUCUACAGAAAACGAUCGGGAAAGAAAUCCGAACCCGAUCAAGUCUGGUUCGUGAUGGAAUUGUGCGAGGGCGGAUCUGUGAUGGAUAUGGUCAGAGGAUUGGCAGCUGCCGAUAGAAAACUAAAAGAAGAACACAUCGGUUAUAUUCUAAAAGAGAUCGUCAAGGCCCUCCUGCAUCUUCACGAAAACAAUGUGGUCCACCGUGACGUCUGCGGGAAUAACAUCCUUCUCACUAAAGGCGGUGAAGUGAAAUUGGUGGACUUUGGAUUAUCCCGUAUGAUAAAAGGGGAACUUGGAAAAAGAAAAACAUGUAUAGGAUCGCCAUGUUGGAUGGCACCGGAAGUUGUUACAAGCAAAGGCGAACCGGAAACUGGAUACGGAAGCAGGGCGGAUGUUUGGGCUAUCGGAAUUACAGCCAUUGAAUUGGCGGACGGAAAACCACCCUUUCAGGGAAUGCAUCCUUCCAGAGCGCUUUUUCAGAUCGUGAGAAAUCCACCCCCUGGACUGUACCGACCCGCUAACUGGUCGCAAAAUUUCAACGACUUCAUUACAGAAUGCCUCGAGAAAAAUCCAGACAAUAGACCCUUCAUGGCUGAAAUUAUGGAGCACCCUUUCUUAUCCGAGCUACCCGAAAAUGAAUAUCCGCUCGCUCAAGAUCUGAAAGCCCUGGCGAUGGACUUCGGCGCAAAGGGACGUCUCGACAGAAAACCAGAAGUCAUCGUUCGAAAAGGAUACCUCAAGACACAUCAAAGUGGACCCCUCGAGCAAAUGUUGGUAGAGGAUUUAGCUGGCCUAGAAAUCCUGACCGAGGACGCGAUACUUGACGAACUUCACGAGCGAUUGAAACGAGGAUAUUUUCAAACAUUUGUCGGUGACGUCCUUCUAAUUUUGAAUCCUAACGAAGGGCAAGAUAUCUAUGGGGCCCAUUUCCAUACGAAAUACCAAUGUAAAUCAAGAUCGGAUAACGCCCCGCACAUUUAUGCGGUUGCAGAUAGCGCAUAUCAAGAUGCAUAUCACAACGAAGAAGGCCAACACAUUAUUUUUGCGGGAGAAAGUUACUCCGGAAAAACUAGAAACAUGAUGCAUGUUAUGAAGCAUCUGAUGUACUUGGGAAAGGGUUUACAAGACACGGGAGUCAGGGUUUUCAAAGCAAUUGAUAUUAUCCACGCUAUGAGCAACGCCGCGACUCCUUUAAAUCCAAAUUCAACGAGAUGCGUUUUUGAAAUUCAGGCGACGUUUGGAACAUCCGGAAAAGCAUCGGGGGCUAUUUUCAUGUUAUAUCAAUUGGAAAAAUGGCGGGUGUCGACUCGAGAUAGAAAUCAAUCAAAUUUCCAUAUUUUUUAUUAUUUCUACGACGGCCUCGAGGCGUCUGGGAAAUUGCGACAGUAUUCCUUAAAUGCCGGUCGCAGAUACAGAUACUUGAGAGUCAACGACAAGAGCAGUGGCAAUAAAAAAAGAUCGUUCAAAGUAAGAAACGAUCCCCACGGAAACGCUCAGAAAUUUGAAGAAUUCUGCAACGCAUUGAAAACACUCGAGAUGGAAGAGUACUCGGAAACUAUUUGGAAGACCUUAGCAGCAAUUCUCAUUCUUGGCGAAGUUAAAUUCGUCGAAGGGAAUAAUUCAGAAGCAGAAAUUGAGAACAGCGACGUCGCUAGCAAAGCUGCCGAGUUGCUGGCUGUGGACGUGAAAAAGUUUUGCUGGUCACUGAACAACUAUUGCCUGAUUAGGAAAGGAUCAGCCGUAAGGAGGAGGCAUACGGUAGAAGAAGCAAGGGAGGCUAGAGACGUACUUGCGAAUACUAUUUACCACAGACUCGUUGACUGGAUCGUCAAUAACAUUAACCACAAGCUUUCGGUCACGCGGACUUUGUUUGGCGAUAAAUACUGCAUAAGUAUCCUUGAUCUUUUCGGCUUCGAAUGCUUCGCUGUAAACAGAAUCGAACAACUUUUUGUGAACACGAUGAACGAACAACUUCAAUGUCACUAUAAUCAGAGAAUCUUCGUCUGGGAAAUGCAAGAGCAACAAGAGGAAGAAGUUCCCGUCCAACAGCUCCAAUUCUACGACAACCGUGAGGCGAUAGAACAGUUGAUGGGGAAAAAUAACGGUCUUUUCCGAAUUAUAGACAACGCCUCUCGCCAACUACAGGACGCUCAGUACAUCUGUGAAAACUUGAAAUCCUCAAAACAGGGCGUCCAUGUAAAGGCCAUCAGCGGCCACGAGUUCACAAUCGCUCACUUCACAGGAAAACUUGUCUACGACGCCAGCGAAAUAUCGGAAAAAAAUCGUGACUUUGUACCUCCAGAAAUGAUAGAAACUAUGAGACUUUCCGGGACAGAAGCAAUCGUUCAGAUGUUUACGAAUCAAUUGACCAGAUCCGGAAAUCUUACCAUAGUCGUUAACCACCCUAAGGCGCCGGAAAAGACUACCAGAGGAAAAUGGGGUGCAAUUUUACUGCAAGAAAAUACCAAGCAAAGAAAAUUCAACACUGCAUCGCGGGGUCAGUUCUCCCAAACGAGAAAAAUGCGUACUUGCUCAGCUACUUUCCGUUCCACGAGUCUUGAGAUAUUGAAGAGUUUAUCCGUCGGCAGCGGAAGCGGAGGAACGCAUUUCGUCCGAUGUAUUAGAUCCGAUCUGGAAGGAGUGCCAAGAGCGUUCUACAGAGAGGUCGUAAGACAGCAAAUCAGGGCUCUAGCUGUUCUCGAUACUGCGAAGGCUAGACAGCGAGGGUUUCCGCACAGAAUACCCUUCCAAGAGUUCCUGAGAAGGUACAAGUUUCUCGCCUUUGACUUCGACGAGAACGUCGAACUGACGAAGGACAACUGUAGGCUGCUUUUGAUCCGACUUAAAAUGGAGGGCUGGGUUAUCGGCAAGACGAAAGUCUUCCUGAAGUAUUAUAACGAAGAAUAUCUCUCGAGAUUGUACGAAACACAGGUGAAGAAGAUCAUCAAAGUUCAAUGUAUGAUGCGUGCUUUCCUUGCCCGUAAAAGCAUGGCGUCGAAAAUAACCGACACCAAGAAGACCGUUGUGAAGCAAGCGUCGAUAACAGCGAAGGGGAGCACGGACAUGUCGCAGGAGGAGGCAGCUGUGAUGAUUCAGAAAGCGUACAGGGGUCACUCGGUGAGGAAACAAUCACUCCCGAAAGGGGGCAAACACCUGAACCUGAAACCGGAUCAGUGGGAUCAGGAGACGAAGAAUUUCGUGAUGUUUUACAGCAGCAAGUGGAGGUCGAAGAGCAUGUUCCAAGUCCUCCUACACUACCGUGCAGCCCGGUAUCAAGACCUCGUGCAUUUUUCACAGCAAGUCCAUCUCUUCAAUCAAUCGAUAAUAGCCAAACUUCAGACAACGAGUGAGCGCGUACCCCUAGAAAGGAUUAACCCCGGCAUAAAAGCUUCGCUGUACCUUGGAGAACGCAGACUUCACGUUCAUAAAUUACCCUUCGACCUGAAGGAGGAACUACCCUUCUUCGACAGCAGCUAUAUGAGCGAUCCGACUAAAUCGAGGAUGAAAGGACCGAGAGGAUCCACUUCAACUCUGGCCUCUGAGGAUGAACACGAGGCAUGGGACGCUCCUUUACGACGUCAAACUGUACCUUGGGGAACAAACAACGUCCACACUAGAGCGGUAGCAAAAAAAGUGAAAAAGCGAGGGCAUCACAUGGAUCACAACGAAGAGAUUUCGAGCAGUGACCGCUGCGACGGACGCAGUAAAAUUCCCGGGCAAGUGUUAUUAAUAUCUUUAAUUACAGACGUCGAAGUCCAAACGACGAAUUCACCUCAUCGAGUGGUCCCAGCGCCGAUGAACGGGGGUCAAAGUUUGAUCCACACUCCGUUUUCCAGAGAUCCGAAUACUCCGGUGAGAUGCCCCCCAGCAGAAGCACAGAUACCAAGCACAUCGAGCGGGUCCGUUCACCACGGAUAUUCGGGCCUACCCUCAAACGUCCAUAAUCCUUUAAGAGCAAAUGCAAAUAUCAAACACUCGAAUCCAGGGUACGGUGUAAGCAACGAUGGCACAGGGUCAAUCCGUUCUAGGAAAAAAGUACCUCCACCCCCAAUACCCCAGAACCAAAAACCAUUGAUUAAUAACAAUUAUGGAAUGGAGAAUAAAACGAGAAACACAGAAGGUGGAUAUAACGAUUGGGAAUUCGAGGACAAAAUAAACAAAAAUUCAAUUAUUAAUAAUCGAGCAAAUCCAAUUCAAGAAAUGCAAAUGAUGGGACGAAAGCACAAGGAUAACGCGACAGAAGACGAUCCACCGUUUAAUUUUCAGGGCAUGUUGAGAAAAACGCAACAUCACAGAGCUUCGAUGAAGCGUUCCCCAAUAUACGAAAGUCAUUCUCCAUCGUAUUCCGGUUACAUAAGUUCAUCGUCAAAUCGCAACGACCAAUACGAUUCAAAUGUAGUGUACAGAAGUUCUGCUGGAGGAAUAGGAGGAUCGUCAUCAGGAAAUAACGUGAGACGCGAUUCUUCCGAAUGGAGUCCAAACGAGAUGGUACGUAUGUCGGAAAAAUACGGCAGAGAAGGUGCGGGCUAUGGAAAAGAUGACAAGGCAAAUUUUCUCGAAUCCGGAGAAAGUAUCACAACCGAAAUAGCGCCUGGUAUAAUAGUCGAGGGUUACGUUGCCGAUUUGUAAAGCAUAAUAAUAUAACAAUAAUUAUUAAUUCUCAUGUACCGCGCUAAUAAUCAUCGAUUCGAAUUACCUAUUAUGAUUCAAUUUUCAUAGCCUUAUUCCUCAUCGUUCAACGAGUUUUUACGCAACAAUUACGGGAUUUUAUAUACUCGCAAUCGGUAUAAAUUAUUUGAAAAAAAAAAUAGAUAAAGUAAUUUAACGGACUGGUCAUAUUCAAACGUUUUCUUCUAAAUACGUAUGAUAAUCAUAAUCGAGAAUUAUAAAAUUACGACGCAUUGAUUAAAUUGGAUUUCAUCGAUAAUAAAAAUACUAUAACUAUACAUAUGUAUAUGUAUAAAUAUAUGAAUGUAUAUUACUAUUUGACUCGAAAAAUAACAUAGGUAGAUAUAAAUAGCAGAAGAAAGAGAGAAUUUAUAUACCAUAUUUAGAAAAGACGAAAUACAAACAUAGAGAAAAAAAUGCAGCGAGAGAAAGAGCUGAGAGAAUGUACGAAAGCUAUAAAAUAUAUUUUAUUUAUUAUUUCCUCAGACUAUAAAAAAAAUUAUAUAGCAUUAGUACAUAUUGUGUAUGAAAAUAACAAAAAAUAAUAUUUGUGUGGUAUACUGGCCAUCGACAUAUUAUAAUACGUGAAUAAUAAUAAUAAUGAUAUUAAUGUAUCUGUGUGUAUAAAUAUUUUAAUAAUAAUUAUAGUAAUAAUAUAUUGAUAACCACCUCCUUAUGGGUAUAUAUUGAAUAAUGCAAUAUACGUAUAAAAGUUUAACUAAUAAUCAGUGACUAUCACAGAACAUCAUUUGUAAACAAAUGAAUACAAAAACUAAUUAAGAAUACACACAGCUACUGAAAAAAUAAGAUGUAAAACAAAAAAGAAUCAAAAAAUGGAUGAAUUGAAAACGAGUUCGCACUUAAGACAAAUCCAUGUUGUUCAUUACAAUACCGGUUCGGAGAUAAUAAUCAUAACUUAUUACUCAAUUGAAUCCUGUAACAUUGAACGAUAAAAUGUCUUCUUAUAUUUUUUUUCAAUUCUAAAUAACAUAUUACGAUGAUGUUUUUUCACGGACGACCCAUUCAAGGCGAUGAAAAUUUUUGAUUUUACUAUUUACAUGAAUAUUUUACUUGAAUAUGUAGAAAAUAAAUAAAUAAAUAGAUAAAUAGAUAAAUAGAUAGAUAUACAAAACGGAUCUAAUUUCUGUUGUAAUCACACAAACUAAGUCGGCUGCUUUUUUUUAUGUAAUAAUAAAAUGAAAUUACGUUUUGAAUGGAUAACCGUGUAGUAGACGAAGGUCUAAAAUAAAAUAAUACCAUAUGAUUACGAUUGUUAUUAUAAAUACACUAAUUAAUGUAAGUUUGUUUCAGCGUAAAUUUAUUUUACGUUAUUAUUGUUGUCAUAUGCUUGUUUGUGUUUUUUUCAUUCAUCCCUCACGGUCGGUUUGUAAACGCGAGAUGAGAAUAUCACCGAAAAAGUUCCUAGAGGUCUGCCAGAAAUAAGCAGCGUGAUCUCUAUAUCUAUGAUUUACCUAUCCAUGAUUGAAAAAAAUCCAUUGAAAGUGACAAUAUUCUUGUAAAAUUUACCCAUUUAACGUUAUACACAUGAUAUGAAUUACAAAUGUUACAGCAAAA